Sinocyclocheilus grahami is the source of this 1953-nucleotide messenger RNA. Its product is annotated as mineralocorticoid receptor-like. The transcript has a single exon. The record is from RefSeq and is a predicted model, not a curated record. Bases 1 to 1296 code for a protein of 431 amino acids. Lineage: Eukaryota; Metazoa; Chordata; Actinopteri; Cypriniformes; Cyprinidae.
AUGAAAGCUCCCCCAGCUUCAUUCCCACCUGGGGCCCAGCUAACCAAUGGUGGCCUGCAGGAGUGUGCUGUGGUUCCUGCCUCAGUGCCCUCUGCACUGGCCACCACUCUUUCAUGCAGCACUGAUGGGUCUGGGCCCAUGUCUAGUCCUACCGGACACAACAUGGUGUCAUCAACUACCAGCCCCAUCUUCUUUGACUCUGAUUGUCCGUCACUGGCUUCUGCCCCCACCAACUUGAUCCAGGGUCAACACACCAGCCCUAACACCUGUAGCCCUGUAAAGUCCAGCAUGGUGGGGUCACCUCCACUGGCUAGUCCGCUCAGUGUAAUGAAGUCUCCGGUUUCCAGCCCUCAUAGUAUAGGUAGUGUGUGCUCGCCACUUUCCUGUAACACCAACAUGAGAUCAUCCGUCUCAAGCCCAACAACAAAUGGAGGCCAUACCUGUAACAUUAGACCAUCCAUCUCCAGUCCGCCCACCGUUGGCAGCAUGACCAUGUCCAGUCCCAGGAACUCAUCCAGGGGCUUCUCAGUCUCUAGCCCUCCCAGUGGAUUGGGCCUAGUGCAAAAUGAUGUCAACAGCCCUGAGAGCCGAGAGCAUGACUUCAAGGGAUUUGAGUUCCCGAAGGUAGAGAAUGUGGAUGGGGAAAUAUUUAACAUCGGCUUGGAUGCUAUGGGAGUGGCCAAAUAUAUCAAAAACGAACCUGGCACUGAUUACAGGAGUAUGUGCCUAGGCAGCAGCAAGAGUGCCAUGCCACAUUCUCCUUUCGUAACUCACAUUAAAACAGAGCCAAACAGAGAGGUGACAUGUUCGAACCUUCAGUUUGUGGAGCCGCAGCACUCUCUAGGCUGCUUUCCUUCUGCAGAGACAACAUACUUGUCUUUGAGGGAUAAUAUUGACGAAUAUAGUCUUUCUGGGAUCUUGGGACCUCCUGUUUCGUCUCUGAAUGGCAACUAUGAACCUGGUGUGUUUCUUAACAAUGGCCUGCCCAAGGGGAUUAAACAGGAAACCAAUGAUGGCAGCUAUUACCAAGAAAAUAAUAAUGUUCCCACGUCGGCUAUUGUUGGCGUUAAUUCAGGUGGACAUUCAUUUCAUUACCAGAUUGGAGCGCAAGGAACAAUGUCGUUUGCACGCCAUAAUCUGAGGGACCAGACAAACCCCUUGUUGAAUCUAAUUUCUCCAGUUACUGGAUUAAUGGAGACGUGGAAAACUCGCCCAGGCCUGUCACAGGGGCCUCUCUCUGCCAGAGGGGAUGGCUAUCCAGGCUCAGUCUGCCUUACAGAAAACAUGGAAAGGUAAGACACAUUCAGGGAGUUUUUAUUGAUGUGUUGUAACAAAAUGUUGAGGGCAGUGUUUUGAAAUAUUUUUCAAAGUUGUAUUGUUGUUUUAUACUCAGACAUUAGAUCAAUCCUAUCCCCAAAAAAGAAGGACAAAGAACUUAUGAAACCAUGUGAGAAUUAAGCAAAAGUUACAAAUGCUAUGGAGACCAUUUGCUAAAAUUAGACUAAAUCAAUUGUGUUUGUCUGGAAGCUCUCAGUCAAUAUAAUUAGCUGCCAGACAAAUGGUUUGCACUUGAAACAUCCUGUCCACCCUAAUGGGAAGACUUGCCGGUUUUGUGGUGCACUAAAUCUACACUUAAAAGGUUGACCAGCAUGUAAUCUCAACCCAACACUACAAGUGGCAAGUGUCCUACUAAGCUCCACAUAAGAGGGAAGCAAAGUUUCCUUCUUAUCAGAACUUUGUCUGUGUCUGUAAGCAUAAACAUAACUUACUGUAUUGUUAUCUGAAGGCCUUGGAAAAUCUUGUGCAAUGAAAUACAUCUUGUUAUUGAGUCUAAUCAUUAUGCACCAGUGUCAUACAUAAUUAAUGGUAGGUCAAGUACCUUUCUCUCAGAAACAAUGAUAAACAAGCAGUUUGUAUGAAAGACUUUUAAACAAACAAUGGGAGAGAUCAAAC